UGCUCACGGACUCGGACGGUUGAAAUUGAUCAAUGUAGGCUCGGCUCGGCGUGGCAUCAGGAGCCGCAUGCACUUGGUCGAAUGGCGCCGUCGGCUUCUAGCGAAUUUCGCCAGUCCUACGGAGUAGACAUGGUGCAGUACACACACCGCCCCAGGCCAACUCGGGUAUCCGUGCCAUUGAGAGCAUUCAUCCCAACUUCGAAGCCCACCUACCUAGGUACUAGUGCCUCCUCUUCGGUCUUGGUCUGGAGCAGCAAUGAAGACGCAUGUGAGAUCAGAUGCACAUCGUGGGUUUAGCACACCAAGAAGGCAAAGAAAGGCAGCAAGAAGUAUUCAUAUACGACGCAGAACAAUCUCAACAUGGGCCAUGCUGACGAAGAGGCGCUUACAGGGCUCAAGGGUAGCGAAGGAAACGAACGGACCACGCCGACUAUUCUUCCAACUGACGACGCUUGUUCCCCCAAGCCGCGCAUUAUGCUACAUACAGAGAUGCCCUCGCUCGACGCCGGUUGAUAUGGCGAAGCUUCCCAGCCGCUCUCUCCACUUUCAUUUGCAGUCACAAGCGAAGGCGUGGCUUCCGCCAUACCGCACAAUGCGAUGCCGACCCCGAAAAGGGCCGGAUACCACUGCCGUUGAGGUGCAUCACACGCACUCUGGACACAUCUCCUGCCUCAGUGCCACAUUGCAGCAUGCAUACCGGACCGGGCACCUGUGGCCUCAACCUCGAACCCCCCCCCCCACCCGACAAAAGCAUCUUCCCAUCUCCGGCCGGUAGGUAGGAAUCACACGCAAUUUCGUACCGGGGGGCCUGGUGAAGGUAAAGGGUCCGCCCUGCUUGAUGCCGCGGCCCCUCAACCUGGGAAGGGGGGCGAUC
This is a messenger RNA of Colletotrichum navitas, 874 nucleotides long. RefSeq lists its product as uncharacterized. The transcript has a single exon. Bases 257 to 775 code for a protein of 172 amino acids. The record is from RefSeq and is a predicted model, not a curated record. Lineage: Eukaryota; Fungi; Ascomycota; Sordariomycetes; Glomerellales; Glomerellaceae.